AACAGAAGAAGAAGAAGACGGAAGAGGAACUACGAAUCGACGUCUUAAGCGUGAUUGUGUGGAGAACUUUUAAGGUUGUAAAAUUUCGCUUUUUUUGCACCCCCAUCAAACACCAAGGAACCCCUCUACAGUUUCAUCCCAGUUCCAAAGGUCAAGAUGUUUAACAGACAGACGAGCCUGUGGAUGGGUGAUUUGGACCCAUACAUGGAUGAGAACUUCAUCAAGCAGGCCUUUAGCGCUAUGGGAGAAUCGCCAUUUGGAGUCAAGAUCAUCACUCACAGGAUAACAGGUGGUUCAGCAGGAUACUGCUUUGUGGAGCUGGCAGAUGAAGCAAGUGUCGACCGCUGUGUCCAAAGACUCAACGGAAAACUGGUUCCUGGAUCAAAUCCGCCCCGGAAGUUUAAGCUAAACUAUGCCACCUAUGGCAAGCGGCCAGAGGCAGGGCCAGAGUUCUCAGUGUUUGUGGGCGACUUGGCCUCUGAGGUGGACGACUUCCAACUGCACCAAGUUUUCAAGAAGUACCUUUCCUGCAAGGGAGCCAAAGUGGUCACUGACCAGUAUGGAUACUCAAGAGGUUACGGCUUCGUCAAGUUUGGCGAGGAGAGCGAGCAGAAGAAGGCGAUCGAGGAGUGCCAGGGUACGAUGCUGGGGGGAAAGCUGCUCAGACUCAGUAUUGCUGUGGCAAAGAGCCAGAAGAUGAGCAACUACCAUGGGGGCCAGGGCCAGAAUUACCAUAGCAACUACAACCAGUCCCAGUCCAGUUACUACAGCAACAAUAGUGGCGGGGGUCAGGGGGGUUACUACUCUCAGUGGGGUGGCUAUGACCAGUACAGUGUCUACAACAACACUGGCUACAACAGUGGCUACAACAGUGGCUACAACUAUAACUAUGGGCCCUAUGGAUACCCCCCACCAGGCCACAUGAUGCCACCACCUCCCAUGGGGAUGCCACCCAUGUCCACUGAUAUGUCAGGAGGUGUAGAGCAGAGCCAUGGAGAGACUGAGUUUAUAGAGGAGGAUAAUUCAGAAGAGCCCAUCCCUGGAUGUGACGUGGAGCAGUGGAACAAAGAUUUUAUGCAGCGCAGCGAGGAGCUUUACGACGCCAUGAUGAACUGUCACUGGGAACCCCUGGACUGUGUUAACUCCCCCAUCCCGUCCCUCUCUUGAUAAUUCUUCUGCUCAUGAUCCCUCCCUAAACCUUAAGUAUUUCAUUUUUUUUAGGAUUUUGUACUCCCCACAAUCUGCCAUGAUCUAACACAUUGUCUCAGUACUUAAUCUAAGCCUGAGAGUACAUACAGAUGUACUUGUUCCUCUUCAUAUACUCAAAGCACACAAAUAUUCACUUGAUUUAAUGUUUACCAUGUUGGUAAUAUUCAAAAAGUUGUUUAAUAAUCAGUGAAGUUACUCUGUAGUGCAUACUGUUUUGUAUGAACUCCUCCAUAAACCAGAGCUACAGGUGCUGAAGUUGCCUACUCUGUUGUUGACUGGCACACAGUAGCUGUAGCACUGGAAAGUGUCAUGUGUCAAUAUAUAAUGAUGUCACUGAGGAACAAAGUCCACUGUCAUUUACUUUUGUUGAUCCGUGUUGAAAUGGUGACACCAGCAAAAGCUAACUUUGCUCACUGAAUAAGGCCCUGACUUUUGAAGAAUAUAUUUUCUUCUGAAGACAAGUUAAAACUAUGCCUUAAUUGCCAUUGGCCAUGUACUUUCUCUCAGUUUAGGAUGGUCAUUAGAAUUAUUAUGUAUAUACAGGAUAUCAAUCUUUCUUGUCUUGUUCAUUUUUUUAAUGAAGUAAUUUUCCUCAGUUUUUUAAAUUUUUCUGAUAGAUUUGAUGAACAUUAUCUGGGUAGAAAUAUGGAAAGAUGAUGAUAUUGAGUUUACCCAACAGCAAUGAACUACAAAUGUUAUUUAUCACUGUUUUCCAGAAAAGAAGCUCAAUGUCUUUCUAUAUAAUAGACAAAUGGUACAACCUCCCAAUAUGUUUGAGUGCCGCAAAAUUGCAUGUAAUGAUUUUGUGAGGUUAAUAACAUUUAUUUUCUGCUGUUUGAUGGCUGACGAUUUGUAUAUAUUUUCCUUUCUGGAGAUGUUUUAUCAAUAAAACAAAUUUAGGAGGAAAA
This is a messenger RNA of Siniperca chuatsi (mandarin fish), 2117 nucleotides long. It is a transcript of the gene trnau1apb, whose product is annotated as tRNA selenocysteine 1 associated protein 1b. Bases 157 to 1167 code for a protein of 336 amino acids. Gene Ontology annotation, molecular function: RNA binding. The record is from RefSeq and is a predicted model, not a curated record. NCBI's taxonomy places the organism in Eukaryota, Metazoa, Chordata, Actinopteri, Centrarchiformes, Sinipercidae. The transcript has 9 exons.